AUGGCGGACACGCUACUACCGCAUGCGCAGCUACUUACCAUACUCAUGCAGAGCGCUUGUGAGCAAAUACUGCAGCAUCUGGCUGGGACUUUUGAAACAUUCUGGGCUAAGUUAGCAGCUCACCUUGAAUUGUCAGAGGCUCCGGUUGAGGCGAGAAAGCGGAGACAGGAGAGGCGGGAGAAGAGCGGGCCCUCCCUGGGCGCUUCUUCCACAACAGCGUUGAAGUCUCACAAUCUGGGCCUACCUGGGCUGAAGGCCGACAGGGAUAUACACCCAGAUGCUGUGCUUUGCUCUGCAUGCGCACUAGCCUCCCAAUGCUUUUUUUAGGGAAAGCAAUGGAUUGGCUGAGAUCAUUGAGCUCAAUGAUCUCUGCCAAAGAGCCGGAGUGACAAGCCAGGGACCGCCACUGCAAAAAGAGAAAAGGUAUGUAAACCUCACCUUUUUAAUCCUCCAUGGUUACUUAGGUCACUGUAACGUUAGGGAUGCACAUUUGUAUUCCUUAUGGAAUCGUGUCCUUUAAGCGAAGCUUUCAAUCAUUCUGGCAUGCAUUCACCAAAUACAGAAAUGCCCCAUUUCCAGACAGACCUGGCCCACUCCAUUGUUAACAUCUUUCUCCACAACCCCCUCUAGUCUCCUGGUCCUUAAUUCAUACAUACAGUUUAUGAAUUAAGUUAGCUGACAGUUUGCUCCAUCUUUUUUGAUGUUUUGCUCGAUAUGGAAGCUGAUACAUUCUGACAGAGAGCAUACUGUCAGUUUGUAACCGUUUCCAUCAGUCAAGCACUGAGCAAACUGUCAGCGUGGAAUCAUUUCCAUCUAUCAAGUAAAGCAGGGAGCAUACUGUCAGUGUAUAGCUACUUCCAUUUAUCAAGCACUGCAGGGACAGAGAGCAAACUGUCAGCGUGGAACCAUUUGCAUCUAUCAAGUAAAGCAGGGAGCAUACUGUCAGUGUAUAGCUACUUCCAUCUAUCAAGUAAAGCAGGGAGAAUACUGUCAGUGUAUAGCUACUUCCAUCUAUCACGUAAAGCAGGGAGAAUACUGUCAGUGUAUAGCUACUUCCAUCUAUCAAGUAAAGCAGGGAGAAUACUGUCAGUGUAUAGCUACUUCCCUCUAUCAAGUAAAGCAGGGAGAAUACUGUCAGUGUAUAGCUACUUCCAUCUAUCAAGUAAAGCAGGGAGCAUACUGUCAGUGUAUAGCUACUUCCAUCUAUCAAGUAAAGCAGGGAGAAUACUGUCAGUGUAUAGCUACUUCCCUCUAUCAAGUAAAGCAGGGAGAAUACUGUCAGUGUAUAGCUACUUCCAUCUAUCAAGUAAAGCAGGGAGCAUACUGUCAGUGUAUAGCUACUUCCAUUUAUCAAGCACUGCAGGGACAGAGAGCAAACUGUCAGCGUGGAACCAUUUGCAUCUAUCAAGUAAAGCAGGGAGCAUACUGUCAGUGUAUAGCUACUUCCAUCUAUCAAGUAAAGCAGGGAGAAUACUGUCAGUGUAUAGCUACUUCCAUCUAUCACGUAAAGCAGGGAGAAUACUGUCAGUGUAUAGCUACUUCCCUCUAUCAAGUAAAGCAGGGAGAAUACUGUCAGUGUAUAGCUACUUCCAUCUAUCAAGUAAAGCAGGGAGCAUACUGUCAGUGUAUAGCUACUUCCAUCUAUCAACUAAAGCAGGGAGAAUACUGUCAGUGUAUAGCUACUUCCCUCUAUCAAGUAAAGCAGGGAGAAUACUGUCAGUGUAUAGCUACUUCCAUCUAUCAAGUAAAGCAGGGAGCAUACUGUCAGUGUAUAGCUACUUCCAUCUAUCAACUAAAGCAGGGAGAAUACUGUCAGUGUAUAGCUACUUCCCUCUAUCAAGUAAAGCAGGGAGAAUACUGUCAGUGUAUAACUACUUCCAUCUAUCAAGUAAAGCAGGGAGCAUACUGUCAGUGUAUAGCUACUUCCAUCUAUCAAGUAAAGCAGGGAGAAUACUGUCAGUGUAUAGCUACUUCCCUCUAUCAACUAAAGCAGGGAGAAUACUGUCAGUGUAUAGCUACUUCCCUCUAUCAAGUAAAGCAGGGAGAAUACUGUCAGUGUAUAGCUACUUCCAUCUAUCAAGUAAAGCAGGGAGCAUACUGUCAGUGUAUAGCUACUUCCAUCUAUCAACUAAAGCAGGGAGAAUACUGUCAGUGUAUAGCUACUUCCAUCUAUCAAGCACUGCUGGGACAGAGAGCAAACUGUCAGUGUGGAACCGUUUCCAUCUAUCAAGUGCUAUGCUCUUGA
Pelobates cultripes (western spadefoot toad) is the source of this 2245-nucleotide messenger RNA. NCBI's taxonomy places the organism in Eukaryota, Metazoa, Chordata, Amphibia, Anura, Pelobatidae. The record is from the annotation of a GenBank genome assembly.